AUGGCCCAGGCCACCCUCGAUAUGACCACCUCAGUUGCUGCCCAGCCUGAGUUGGCAUUCCAACGCAAAAGCCGAACUGCGACUAUGGAGGCUGUCGAAGACAUCAUCUAUGGAUCGGUUGCCGGUAUUGCGGGCAAAUACAUCGAAUAUCCCUUCGACACCGUCAAGGUCCGACUCCAGAGCCAGCCCGACCACCUACCGCUGAGGUACACCGGCCCCGUGGACUGCUUCCGACAAUCUAUCAAGGCCGAUGGCCUUCGCGGGCUGUACAGGGGAAUCAGCGCCCCUCUGUUUGGGCGAGAGCUUCUGUACAAGAGCAGUGUGGCUUCUCGCGACAAGGAAAUGACACUGCCCUUGUUGUGGCUUACCGGCGCCAUAUCUGGAGUGUUCACGUCCUUUGUCCUGACGCCGAUUGAACUUGUUAAAUGUAGGAUUCAGGCGCCAGCCCUGUCUGAGGGAGCGCCAGUUGUCCAUCUACGGCCCACAGCUGUGAUCCGUGAGGUCUAUCGGCACGAGGGUAUCAGAGGCUUUUGGCACGGCCAGCUUGAGACGGUCACAAAGGCAUUCUACAAAUUGCGGGUGCGAUCUGCCACCUCUGAGGCAGAGAGGGAGGCGAUUCGUUCGAAACCGCUUCCUCUUUGGCAACAAGCUAUUGCCGGCGCAUCGGGCGGCGUUUCCUACAACUUUCUGUUCUUCCCUGCCGACACCAUCAAGUCGCGCAUGCAAACAUCGCCCGUGGGUGGCGUCCAACAACGCCGCGACUUUUGGAGCGAAGGCAGGGCCAUAUGGAGGCACCACGGACUGCGAGGUCUGUAUCGUGGCUGCGGCGUCACCUGCGCCAGGGCAGCGCCCAGCUCUGCAUUCAUUUUCAUUGUAUAUGACGGGCUGAAGCGCCAUCUCCCCAUGCAAUAA
This is a messenger RNA of Trichoderma breve, 912 nucleotides long. Its product is annotated as mitochondrial carrier protein domain-containing protein. The coding region runs from base 1 to 912 and encodes 303 amino acids. Gene Ontology annotation, biological process: mitochondrial L-ornithine transmembrane transport. The record is from RefSeq and is a predicted model, not a curated record. The transcript has 4 exons. Gene Ontology annotation, molecular function: L-ornithine transmembrane transporter activity. NCBI's taxonomy places the organism in Eukaryota, Fungi, Ascomycota, Sordariomycetes, Hypocreales, Hypocreaceae.